AUGAAGCAAGUAGGAUUUUGGAUUGCUGGUCUGCAGCCUUUCUUUUAUCUCUGUAUUGUCAUUGUGAGCGCAGCUAGUGGAGACAUCAGCUAUUCGUUACCGGAGGAGAUGAAUCGCGGAUAUGUGAUUGGAAAAAUAGCCCAGGAUCUCGGACUUGAUGUGAACCAACUGUCGCAUCGUAAGGCUCGCAUUGACGUUGAGGGUAACAGUAAACGCUAUUGUGACAUUAAUGUGGGCACUGGAGAAUUGACUGUAGCUGAAAGGAUUGACAGAGAGGGGCUUUGUAGAGAAAGGACGUCCUGUCGUCUUAGUUGCGAAUUAGUACUUGAAUACCCAUUGGAACUUCAUCAUAUUACUCUGCAAAUCGAAGAUAUUAAUGACAAUUCACCCGUUUUCCCAAAAGAUGUGAUACAUUUAGAAAUUAGUGAAAAUGCUGAUAAAGGCGCAAAAUUUCGAGUCAAUGAGGCUCACGACAUGGACAUAGGACAAAAUGCUGUGCAGAGUUACAUCCUACAAAAAAAUGACAAUUUUGUGCUUUCUGUAAAUACAAAAAUAGGCGGUGGGAGAUACAUUGAGUUAGUAUUAGAUAAAGAGCUUGAUCGUGAACAGCAGCAGGAGCUUUCAAUCAUUCUUACUGCCAUAGAUGGAGGGACUCCAAAGAGAUCUGGCAUUGUGACGAUACACGUUACUGUGUUAGAUGCUAACGACAAUGCUCCGGUCUUUAGUCAGGAUGUCUAUAAAGUCAGACUACCCGAAAAUUCUCCCAUUGAUACAGUAGUGGUUACAGUAAACGCCACCGAUGCCGACGAGGGACCGAAUGGAGAGGUCACCUAUGAAUUCAGCCGAAUUUCUGAAACAGCUAAAGAUUUAUUUGUUCUAGACCAUCUAAGUGGAGAAGUCAAAAUAAAAGGGCCAAUAGAUUUCGAAGAAGAGGCAAAGUAUGAACUGUUAGUGGAAGGCAAAGACGGUGCAGGCCUCUCCUCCGAUUCUAAAGUCAUCAUUGACAUAACAGAUGUUAACGAUAACGCUCCCGGGAUAUAUGUCAGAUCACUUAAUAGUUUCAUUCCCGAGAACGCGUCACCUGGUACAGAGGUGGGCAUCAUAAACGUGCAGGACAGAGACUCUGUGAGUAACGGACAGGUCCGCUGUUCCAUACAGCAAAAUGUUCCUUUUAGACUCGUGCCAUCAAUCAAAAAUUACUAUUCUCUGGUGACCACGGCAGAAUUAGAUCGUGAGUUAGUGUCUGAUUAUAACAUCACAAUCACAGCCACUGACGAAGGCGCUCCCCCUUUGUCAUCGUUUAAGAAUAUACGAUUAUCAGUGGCUGAUGUAAACGAUAAUCCACCUGCAUUUGAGAAACCAUUUUACAGUGCUCAUGUGACUGAAAACAACAAACCAGGCUUCUCUAUCGGUUCAGUAAUGGCCACAGAUCCCGACCAAAGGCAAAACGGCACUGUGAUUUACUCUCUUUUACCCGGAGAGGUUAGGGGCCACCCUGUGUCAGCGGUUUUAUCAAUUAAUGGAGACACCGGGGUCAUCCAUGCUGUGAGAUCGUUUGACUAUGAGCAGUUCAAAAGUUUUAAAGUACUCAUAUUAGCCAGAGAUAACGGUUCUCCUCCGCUUAGUAGUAACGUUACACUGACCGUCUUCAUAACGGAUGAAAACGAUAACUCCCCUCAGAUAUUAUACCCAUCACCUGAAAGGAACUCUUUUUAUAUGACUGAGAUGGUGCCGAAGGCUGCGCAGAGGGGGUCGCUGGUCUCCAAGGUGAUAGCGGUGGACGCUGACUCUGGACAGAACGCAUGGCUCUCAUACCGUAUAGUUAAAGCGACUGAUCCUGGACUUUUCAAUAUUGGCAUCCACAGUGGAGAGAUCAGAACUCAACGAGACAUCUCUGAAUCUGACAACAUGAAGCAGAACCUUGUAGUUUCCGUAAGAGACAAUGGACAGCCUUCUUUGACAGCCAGCUGUGCAAUGUUUUUGUUGAUUUCAGACAACUUAGCCGAAGUGCCAGAACUAAAAGAUAUGUCUUACAACGACAGCGGCCACAAAAUCACUUCAUAUUUGAUCAUUGCGCUAGUGUCAGUUUCCACCCUCUUCAUCACCUUCAUCAUUAUCAUCCUGGCUGUAAAGGUGUGUAGCAGGAGAAAGCCUAGAUUGUUGUUUGAUGGAGCCGUUGGUAUUCCUAGCUCGUAUCUCCCUCCAAAUUACGCUGAGGCGGAGGGCGCGGGAACUCUCCGCAGCACUUACAAUUUUGACGCGUACUUGACCACCGGCUCGCGCACCAGCGACUUUAAAUUCGUCAGAUCUUACAAUGACUGCACGCUGUCUGCCGAUUUGUCUGUAAAAAAGACACCAUCCGCGGAUAAAUGUCUCGACGGGCUUUUGGACAUCUCUGAUGACUCGGAGCAGGUUCUAUAUCCAGUACAGACCAGUGGCUCUUUGGGGGCUGAAGUGGUCCCACGUUCAGCAGACGUGGGCUAUCUUGUCACCAAAGUGGUGGCUGUUGAUGUGGAUUCCGGACAAAAUGCUUGGCUCUCAUAUAGACUCCUGAAAGCAACAGAUAUGGCACUGUUUGAAGUCGGAUUACAGAAUGGAGAAAUAAGAACUGUGCGCCAAGUCACUGAUAAAGACGCAGUGAAACAAAGGCUCACUGUUGUGGUGGAGGACAGUGGGCAGCCCGCGCGUUCGGCUACUGUCGGCGUUAUUGUGUGUCUUGCUGACGGCUUCCCCGAACUACUCUCGGAGUUCACAGAGUUUGAACACGGCAAAGAUUACAACGACAAUCUGACUUUCUAUUUGAUCUUGGCCUUAGUCGUUUUUUCAUUUCUCUUCAUAUCUUGCUUGGUGGUCAUAAUAUCAGUUAAAAUCUACAAAUGGAGACAGUCUCGCACGUACUAUCAGUCCAGUCUUCCGAUAAUUCCGUACUAUCCACCACGUUACGCCGACGCUGGAAGUACAGGAACUUUGCAACACGUGUACAAUUAUGAGGUGUACAAGACAACUGACUCAAGAAAGAGCGACACCCAAUACCUCAGGCCUAUGUGUCAAAGUCUCCUUGGCGUCGAUGUCACUGCCACAGACACUCUACAAAAGGACAUACAUUCAAGUGACUCGACAGUGGCCACAUUGGUUUUGUUUAUUUAUUUUAUAUGUCCGGUUCAUGCCCAAGUCCGUUAUUCCAUACCAGAAGAAAUGGUUCCUGGCUCUUUGAUUGGGGACAUAUCAAAGGAUUUGGGACUGAGCAUCGAGAGGAUCAGAUAUGGACAGGCUCGUAUUGUUACAGAGGAUACUAGCGAGCGAGUGCAAUUUCAGCCGGACAAAGGGAUAUUGCUGGUGAGAAAACGUAUUGAUCGAGAAGAGCUUUGUGGUCAGACUUUACCCUGUAGUUUCAGCUUCGAGAUAGUUCUACAAAACCCGAUGGAAUUGUUUAGUAUUACGGUGGAAAUAAUAGAUAUAAACGACAACUCUCCCGCCUUCCCUUCCAAAGAGAUCACACUGGAUAUCAGUGAAUCUGCGGCGCUUGGCGCCCAGUUCGUCCUGGGUGGUGCGGUGGAUCCUGACGUAGGUGUUAAUACGCUCCAGAGCUACAGCUUGAAACCCAGUACUCAUUUUAGCCUAAAAGAACAAAUCCAUGCUGAUGGUAGUAAAUAUGCAGAGAUGAUAUUACAACGUCCACUGGACAGAGAACAACAGGCAGAGAUGCUGCUUACACUCACUGCAGCUGAUGGCGGCAGUCCUCAACGCACGGGUACAGUAAGCAUUCGUAUCAUUGUCCAAGAUGCUAAUGAUAAUGCUCCUAUUUUCACACAAGCUGUUUACAAAGCCUCAGUGGUAGAAAACGCACCAAAAGGGACGCUGAUUACAACAGUCCUAGCCAAUGAUGAAGACGAGGGUUCAUUUGGAUACAUAACCUAUCACUUUGAUCAGAUAUCACACAUUAAUGUAUUCUCACUGAACCAGGACAACGGAGAAAUCCGAGUUUUAGGAGACCUAGACUAUGAGAAAACAAAGCAAUACCAUAUCGGUGUAAUCGCAAAAGAUAAAGGCUCUCUGUCGAAUUCAUGUAAAGUCAUAAUUGAAGUCAUUGACAUGAAUGACAAUGCCCCGAUGAUAGGACUGACCUCUUUUUCCAACAACAUACCAGAGAGCUCUCCUCUUGGAACUACGGUUGCUAUUGUACAUGUGAAAGAUUCUGAUUCCGGAAAAAAUGGCCAGAUUAACUGCAGCAUUGACCCAUCUCUUCCAUUUAAAAUUAGAUCUUCGUUGGCUAAUUAUUAUACAUUGGAGACUGAUGGUAUAUUAGACCGUGAAAUAGUCUCUGAAUACAACAUAACUGUUGUGGCGGCUGAUCAAGGUGUCCCUUCAUUACGUAAAAACAAGACCCUAACCAUCAAAAUUGCUGACGUCAAUGACAAUGAGCCACUAUUCGACAAAAGCAUUUAUUUUGCAGCUGUAGGAGAAAAUAAUGCUCCCGGCCUUUCUGUUACCUCUGUUCAUGCCAGUGACGCAGACUCAGAUCAAAACGCCAGGAUAUCGUACUUCCUUGAAGAUACACAGAUAAGCGGAGAACGGCUCUCUUCGCUUUUAUCUGUUAAUUCGGAAACGGGAGUUGUAUACGCUAUGCGCUCUUUUGAUUACGAAAAAAUCAAAUGUCUUCAGUUUAGCGUCAAAGCUCUGGAUGGCGGCACCCCAUCUCUAAGCGCGAGCGCCACACUUAGGGUUCAAAUUCUAGACCAGAAUGACAAUACGCCUCAGGUUCUUUACCCAGUACAGACUGGUAGUUCUCUGGUGGCUGAAAUUGUACCUCGCUCAGCAGAUGUUGGGUACCUUGUGACUAAAGUGGUGGCUGUUGAUGUGGACUCUGGUCAGAAUGCGUGGCUUUCAUAUAAAUUGCUCAAAGCUGCAGACAGGGCGCUGUUUGAAGUGGGUUUACAGAAUGGAGAAUUAAGGACUGUACGUCAAGUCACUGAUAAAGAUGCUGUGAAACAAAGACUCACUGUUGUAGUGAUGGACAAUGGCCAACCCUCUCGCUCAGCUACAGUCAAUGUUAACGUGGUCGUGGCAGAUAGCUUCCCUGAAAUUCUCUCAGAGUUCAAUGAAUUUACGCGUGACAAGGAUUUCAACGACGACUUGACAUUUUAUUUAGUCUUGGCCUUGGCUGUGAUUUCAUUACUCUUCAUAUCUUGCAUAGUGGUUAUUAUAUCAGUUAAAAUCUACAGAUGGAGACAGUCUCGAAUGUACUACCAGUCCAGUCUUCCGAUAAUUCCAUACUAUCCACCGCGUUACGCAGACACUGGAGGUUCAGGAACUCUACAGCAUAUGUAUAAUUACGAGGUGUGCGGAACAAUUGAUUCCAAGAUGGGUGAUAUGAAAUCAUUGAAACCCAUGAGUAAAAGUCUCGUGAGCGUCGAUGCAGUUGGCAUUACAACUUUACUGCACGCGCAAAAGGAGGCCACCCCAACUGAAAGAGACUCAACACUGGUGAGUUAA
Messenger RNA from Chanos chanos (milkfish), 5493 nucleotides. Its product is annotated as protocadherin Fat 4-like. The transcript is spliced from 3 exons. The coding region runs from base 1 to 5493 and encodes 1830 amino acids. Gene Ontology annotation, cellular component: plasma membrane. Gene Ontology annotation, molecular function: calcium ion binding. Lineage: Eukaryota; Metazoa; Chordata; Actinopteri; Gonorynchiformes; Chanidae. The record is from RefSeq and is a predicted model, not a curated record. Gene Ontology annotation, biological process: homophilic cell-cell adhesion.